This is a messenger RNA of Cladophialophora immunda, 1944 nucleotides long. RefSeq lists its product as uncharacterized. The record is from RefSeq and is a predicted model, not a curated record. Bases 1 to 1944 code for a protein of 647 amino acids. Lineage: Eukaryota; Fungi; Ascomycota; Eurotiomycetes; Chaetothyriales; Herpotrichiellaceae. The transcript has a single exon.
AUGUUGCAACCCUACGGCUCGACCAAGAUCCAGUCCUGCCUCUCCGACCAACGCCUCAUAUUCUUCGGUGGUGCAAAAGCUCGACAAAUAUUCUGGACUGUGGCAGAAAAGCUUGGCCAUCAAGAUGCGUCUCAAACUGCUAGUCAGAGCCUAGAAACCAAUAUCGAAGGUGCUACAAUGUUCAACUCGGACGGCGUGGAAAUCAUUCAUGUCUGGGACUCUACAUUCAACUCAACCAGUCAUGCCCUUGUGGGCAUAAGGCCAACAGAAAAGAACUACGCUCCUGCAGACUACCCAUGGAUGAUCGAUGACGUUCACUUCUUUUUCAACGAGGAUGGCGUCCAUCUUACCGACGAGGCUGCACCUCUUCAUGCCGACACCGUGUUAAAUUACUUCUGCAACAAGCGUGUCGACACGCCAUCAAAAGCCUCCCAAGCAUACUGUUGUGCCCCCUAUGUCGGUCCAAAUGCUGUGCAGAAGAUGCUCCUCUUCAUGAGUUCAUGUGCGAUCGUCUAUCACCUCUUUUCGUUCUUCGAAUACAGAAAGCAUGUCACCGAUUGUGAAAGAGACUGGGUCUCCUUUCCAAAAACACCCAGAAUUGCUGGUGCGAUGGCUACAGUCUUGCUUGCCGUACUGUACUGUUUCGUGGCCGAUCGUACUGCCUUGUUCGACAAAGGUCCGAAAGUGGCCGAGCUGGGCAAAUUCACAUGCAUGACAGGCCUUGCGUUGCUCGCUGGCCUGGCAACCUUCAAACAAAGUCUGACUCAAGAUGAGACCACUGAUGAAAACAUUGCCACACUACCAAAAAACCACCAGGUGCUUUCCAGGCAGCAGACAGAGGAGUGGAAAGGCUGGAUGCAGAUCGUCAUCCUCUUCUACCACUACUUUGGCUUGUCCAAAGUUCUCUGGGUCUACCAGUUUGUCCGGCUCUUGGUCUCUUCUUACCUCUUCAUGACUGGAUUUGGACACACAACCUAUUUCAUUACCACGAACGACUUCUCAUUUCGCAGGGUGGCGAGCGUCUUGCUGAGGACUAACUUGCUCAACAUUAUUCUUGCUUUCGUGAUGGGGACUCGGUAUGAUUUGUACUAUUUUCCAAUGCUGACCAGCUUGUGGUUUCUCAUUGUCUGGGCGACAGUCCCUAGGACUGCAAAACCUGGCGUGGACGUGGGCCGGUUUGUCCGCCGGACUGCCAUAUCUGUCACCUUGGUCAGACUCGCCCUAGGAGCCAGCAACAUCGUUGCACCGUCAAUCGCCGUUCUCAGCAGUCCAGGCUUCGGCCUUCCUGAAAUCGAUGGACGGGAGUUGAUCUUCAGAUUCAGCCUCGAUGCAUACAUUGCCUUCGUUGGCAUGAUCGCGGCUGUUCUUUAUGCACAGUACGACACAUUCUUCGGCCUCCAGUGUCAUAAAACUGCGCUGGUGUCCAUCCCUUGGUCACAGCUGGCUUCGAGAUUGACACCAUGGGUUGCCGCGUUUGUCAUUUCAGCAUACUGUAUAUUUUGCGGCUCUUUCCCAGACAAGUUUCGCUACAAUGAGUGGCACCCUUUUCUUUCGCCUUUGCCUGUGCUGGCUUUCAUUGUCCUGAGGAACUCGACUCGAAAACUGUCCGCCUCUCAUAGUCGGUUUUUUGCUUGGUUUGGCCGAUGCUCACUGGAGACUUUCGUCUUUCAAUAUCACAUAUUGCUUGCUGCCGACUCUCGUGGUGUGCUUCGCCCAAGACUAGCCUGCAAACUCAUGGGUCCGCGGACGUGCCGAGGAGGUUUUGAUAUUCUGGAGACCGUCACCGUGGUUGCUGCGUUCCUGUGGAUGAGUGCUGCUACGACAAAUGCUCUAUCGAUAAUCACCAAGAGCCUUACUGACCUUGGACCUAAGACGCUGUUCACUUUCGUUGGCCUAUGGAUGCUCAACUUGGCGUGGAGGUCAUCGGCCGCUGGAACCGCAUAA